AGCCAUGAAAGUUGAGUGAACGGUCAUUAAGUGAAACCGAAUAUUUCGGGACUGGAGGACUGCAAGAGGAACUGGUUCUGUGUUGUCGGAUGUCUAUUUGUUUGGUUUCCGGAAGUUGGGUGCUUCUUGUGUUCGGAAUGUUGGAAUGAUCGGGGGUCCCCGCACCGCUGCCUUCCAGCCAAAUUGUACGAAGAAACGGUGACUCACAACACCACACCGGGUUCCAGCAACAAUCACCAUGGUACCGUGAAACAAACCGACGCCGUAUCGAAGGACAAUCAUAAUUGAGAGUUACCUGUGCUGCGGCAGUUACCUUGCUCCGGUAGUUGGACGGUUGCGGUGGUCAACAGAGUCCGCAGAAUCAAUGAACUUCGUCGAUUGUGGAACCACAUUCGAUUAUUAUAGUCGAAUGGUGAAGAAUUGUCAAUAUUUUCGGUGCAAAUAGUGUUAUGUGCUGCUGGAUGUUUGGACAGUAGUUUCACUGGUGAAUACGGAAGUUGAAGAUGCAUAAUUUGUAUCCGAACGUUGGCGAACACUAUGUGCUGCGAAACGAGAACACCUUGUGCUACGAGAACAAGGCCAUGGCCAAUGCCAUGAUAGCCGAUCAGCUCCCUACACCACAUCAUACGAUAGUUUCAACCGGAGAUUGCGAAAAACCCAAGCAGAACCCCGCAACUGUCAGCUGUCGGAAAUUUUGGCCACGGAGUCUGCGCUUCACCGUUUAUGUCGAUGUUUUGACAACCAUUGUCUUCUUUGUGAUAUUCGUCUCGAUAGAACUGGGAGUGAUCCCUCAAAGAAAACUAGGAUUCAGAUGUAAGGACCCGUCAAUUUCGUACCCCUACACCGGUGACACCAUCACGCUGACAAUACUGCUUCUGGGCACGUAUUUCGGACCUCUUCUUCUCAUCAUCUUCAUCGAGAUCGUUAGAGAAAAAUCCCUGAAGGACAUCCGGAUCGGGGUCGUCUGGGACCAUUACAAGGAGCUACUGAUAGGUGUCAGUUUCGUGAUUAUGAUCACGGAAGUGGCCAAGGCCAUGCUGGGCGAGCACAGGCCGCACUUUUUUGACGUUUGCCGUCCGGACGCCAAUGAGGGAUGCACGGAAGGAGCAUUCAUCGAAGAUUAUACGUGUACGAACAAAGAGUACAGUAGUUGGCUAAUAAGUGACGCUUCCAAGUCUUUUCCUUCGGGACAUUCCUCGAUAUCUGUUUUCGCUUCCUUAUUCACCGCUUAUGUCAUCCAAACACGCUUACCUUCUGCCGCUACCGGAAGACUUUUCAAACCAUUUCUCAUAGCUGUCUGUUUAUCCUGGGGUAUUUUGUGUUCUCUUUCUCGAAUAGCCGAUAGAAGGCACCACUGGUGGGACGUACUCUCAGGGACCGUUCUAGGCAUACUGGGUGUGAUAUUCUUCACCACAAUCUUCCAUCAGAAGCAGAAGAACAAAUUACACAGGGCUUCCGAAAAGUCCAUAUCGUCUACGAUGCUGCUGGAUGUGAAAAAUAAAACUGCAGCGAGCGCGAGAGUUUGAUAGUGAAUUUUUUUAUCAGUGAACAAAGUGCGGGUGAUAAUUUUCAUUCCUUGAGAUGGAAUGGAGAUAUAACUGCUUCAGAUGGAAGUAGGUGACUGGGAACCCUGGAUAUUUAUGAACGAAAAUAGCAACAGAUCAAAUGGACACAAAUGCUUCCUUUUUUCUUUCUAUUGUUAGGACAUGGUUGAAUAUCACAUUGGUAUUUGUGUUCAUAGUUUUAAAAAUCUCGAUCUAUCGGAAAAUACGCUUGCGAAUGAAUUAUUGAGCUUGAUAUCGGUGGUUGAGAAUUCCGAAAUGUAUAUAAUAUAGAUUCUCCUAUAUUAUUAGACGAAAACUUUUUGAAGUUUUUUGUUGUUCUUCGUUUAUGUUGUAUCUACAAUUCGUUUCUUGGUUUUUUUAACAUGUGAUUUUCCCGAUUACGAAUGUUCUUCCAUAAUCGAAACUAUAUUUUUUUUUGUGAAUUUGAUUCGAAGUUUUCGGCGAGGUUUCGAAGUUCGACUUUAUACUCAGUAUUAGUUUGUUGAAGUAUUGUUUAAGUUAAUGAUAUGAUUGAGAUAUUUAUUCCAGUGAUGUACAUAUUUGAUAUAAUAAAGGAAUUCCUGAUGA
Messenger RNA from Coccinella septempunctata (seven-spotted ladybird), 2132 nucleotides. Its product is annotated as phospholipid phosphatase 1-like. The record is from RefSeq and is a predicted model, not a curated record. Gene Ontology annotation, molecular function: phosphatidate phosphatase activity. The transcript has 5 exons. Lineage: Eukaryota; Metazoa; Arthropoda; Insecta; Coleoptera; Coccinellidae. Bases 504 to 1526 code for a protein of 340 amino acids. Gene Ontology annotation, biological process: phospholipid dephosphorylation; phospholipid metabolic process; signal transduction.